Molecule: messenger RNA, 3210 nt
Organism: Orbicella faveolata
Lineage: Eukaryota; Metazoa; Cnidaria; Anthozoa; Scleractinia; Merulinidae
Product: cullin-1-like
Biological process (GO): ubiquitin-dependent protein catabolic process
Cellular component (GO): cullin-RING ubiquitin ligase complex
Molecular function (GO): ubiquitin protein ligase binding
Source: RefSeq, a predicted model, not a curated record
GUGACGUCACAGACUCGCAGCCAUCUUACUUUACGUGCCUGAAUUUUGUGUAUCAAAAAGAAAAGUGCUCAAAAGAUGACAGUUUCUUCGACCAAAGGACUCGUUUUUAAGAGAAAACUUUAACUAAGGAAAUGGAAUCUCUUCUGGAGAAGAUUUUGUCGUAAUUUACUUCGUUGAAGCCGAGAGAGAAGUGUUUGUUUCAACGAUUCAUUUUGUGUUGGUGGCUGCAUGUAUCCGUCUAAGUUGUCAAACUACAAAUUCUUGACGUUUAGGAUGAAGGUGGUAAGGUACUAACUAGUACUAUCGUCUCUUGGAGGAAAGGUUUAUUGAUUAGACGAACUGUUACGCUUUCCUUUGAGUCACAGGAAAGCAAAAUUUUCAUCCAAGAAGCCCGUCCGAGGAUAGCUUGAUUUUGUGGACGCUAUAAUUAUGAACACGAUGGCUUCUAGGACACAAAAUCCUCAUGGAUUACGUCAAAUUACCCUAGAUGAAAUCUGGGAUGACCUUAAAGAAGGAAUACAACACGUUUAUAAGCAACAGAGUAUGUCCAAACCGAGAUAUAUGGAACUUUACACACAUGUUUACAAUCAUUGCACUAGUGUCCAUCAACAGUCCCAAUCCAGAGUUCCCAAACAGAAAAAGGCGCCAAACCAGGGCGGAGCCCAGUUUGUUGGCCUUGAAUUGUAUAAGAGACUCAAGGACUUCCUCAGGAAUUACCUCACAGGCAUGCAAAAGGAUGGUGCAGAUCUUAUGGAUGAGUCUGUCCUUAAAUUCUACACCCAUCGCUGGGAGGAUUAUAGGUUCUCAAGCAAAGUUUUAAAUGGUGUAUGUGCAUAUCUUAACCGACACUGGGUUCGAAGAGAGUGUGAUGAAGGAAGAAAAGGCAUCUAUGAAAUUUAUUCUCUUGCCCUAGUAACCUGGAGAGAAAAUUUGUUUAGACCUUUGAACAGACAGGUGACAAAUGCUGUGUUGAGGCUUAUUGAAAGAGAACGGAAUGGUGAAACCAUCAAUACAAGACUUGUCAGUGGAGUGAUCCAGUGUUAUGUUGAACUUGGUCUGAAUGAAGAUGAUCCUUCAGCCAAGGGACCCACCCUCAAUGUGUACAAAACGUCUUUUGAGUCAGUAUUUUUAGAAGAUACAGAGAGAUUUUACACAACAGAGAGUACAGAAUUUCUAAGAGAAAACCCUGUCACUGAGUAUAUGAAAAAGGCUGAAGCCAGACUGUUGGAAGAGCAGAGAAGAGUUCAGGUUUACUUACAUGAAAGCACGCAAGAUGAACUUGCCAGAAAGUGUGAGCACGUUCUGAUAGAGAAGCAUUUAGACAUCUUCUACUCCGAAUUCCAAAACCUCUUAAAUGAUGACAAGAAUGAAGAUCUUGGUCGCAUGUACAACUUGGUUGCCAGGAUACCUGAUGGACUAGGACAACUUCGAACCCUUUUAGAAAAUCACAUAACAAAUCAAGGACUCAAUGCAUUAGAAAAAUGUGGAGAUCAAGCAUUCAAUGAUCCCAAGGUGUAUGUGGAAACAAUACUUGAGGUUCAUCAUAAGUACAAUGCACUGGUUUUGACAGCUUUCAACAAUGACGCAGGAUUUGUUGCAGCUCUAGACAAGGCUUGUGGCAAGUUUAUUAAUAGUAACUCUGUCACCAAACAAGCUCAUAGCUCAUCCAAGUCCCCUGAACUUCUGGCCAGAUACUGUGAUUCUCUGCUAAAGAAAAGCUCAAAGAAUCCAGAAGAAGCUGAAUUAGAGGAUAUCCUCAACUCAGUGAUGGUCGUGUUCAAGUACAUUGAAGACAAAGAUGUCUUCCAGAAGUUUUAUUCCAAGAUGUUGGCUAAGAGACUUGUACAGCACAACUCAGCUUCAGAUGAUGCCGAAGCUAGUAUGAUCUCUAAACUCAAGCAAGCAUGUGGUUUUGAGUACACAUCCAAGCUUCAAAGAAUGUUUCAAGACAUAGGUGUUAGCAAAGAUCUUAAUGACAAAUUCAAGUCACAUCUAGCCAACACAGAAGCCUUAGAUUUGGACUUCACAAUCCAGGUUUUGAGUUCAGGGUCCUGGCCCUUCCAACAGUCAGCGCCAUUCUCUCUACCAGCAGAGAUGGAAAGAAGUCAUCAACGAUUCACCACAUUUUACAGCAGCCAACAUAGUGGUCGGAAACUUCAUUGGGUUUACCACAUGUCCAAGGGGGAACUACUUACAAAUUGCUUCAAAAAUCGCUACAUUCUCCAGGCAUCCACCUAUCAGAUGGGCGUGCUCCUGAUGUUUAACAACUCGGACAGUCUGACACUGGAGCAGAUUCAAGAACAGACUCAACUUAAAAUGGAUGUUCUUUGUCAAGUGCUUGGAAUUUUGUUGAAGUCAAAACUUGUUGUGAGCGAGACAUCUGAAGAUGGCUCCAACUUAGAUCUCCAGUCAUCAGUUAGUCUUCACUUUGGAUACAAAAGUAAAAAGCUAAGAGUUAACAUCAAUGUACCGAUGAAAACGGAACAGAGGCAAGAGCAAGAGCAAACUCACAAAUACAUCGAAGAGGACAGAAAACUUCUUAUACAGGCGGCAAUCGUGCGAAUCAUGAAAAUGCGCAAGAUGUUAAAACAUCAACCUCUGCUGGCGGAGGUGUUGUCACAACUGUCGAGCAGAUUCAAACCUAGAGUUCCAGUCAUCAAGAAAUGUAUUGAUAUCUUAAUCGAAAAGGAAUAUCUUGAGAGAGUUGAGGGAGAGAAAGAUACUUACGCAUAUUUGGCGUAAGAACAACAGUAAGCCGACAACACUGCUGCAGGAUGGGUCUGGAUUUCAAUUCAUUAGCUGCCGCUUCAUGUAUCAGUCUGGACUGCAGAACAAACCACGCAAAAUUAUUAUUUCCCCUUUUUAUAAUACAAACUUCACACUGGAAAGCGCCGGCAGAACAGAGCUCAUAGUCACAACAUGAUUAUUGCAAAGUGAAGUUUUAAUUUGUUCAUAAAAAAAAGAAAGAAACUGGUUAAUUCUUGUGAUUCAUUUGCUGCAUGGUAUGGUGACCUUGUGCAGUUCUGGGACGUCGAUUCUUUAUCGCUUUUGACAAGUUCAAAUUACACUUGAAGUACACUUUAAUUCUUUAUUGUGGUGCCUACUUGUAAUAUUUAUGUAUUUGCUAGUUUUUACAAACGAGGAAAACAGUCUCGUAAAAUUGUUAAUUUCUAGGAUUCUUGAAGAAGUAAAUGUUGACCAAAUGUAUCA